UUUCCCUUCCAAUAUAUCUCUCUUAGCUCACAAUUGACUUCCAAUCGACAAUGAAGAAAGAAGGUCGCCAAUAUGGAAUGCUCCCAUGGAACUCAAGAUUCGGCCCCUACAAGCUGUCCGACUCGCCCCCAACACGUCCGGUCCAAAAGCUUCCGGCCACCAUCCACAUCCGGUCCAAGUGCUUCCGCCCCCCUCAUUCGGUCGGUAAAACCAAAGACAAGGGGACGCACAAGCUCAAGUCCCGCGACGUUGUCGUUUCUAACUCUAGAUUGACCACUUGGCGGGUCACGGAAGGCGGGCCCGACUUUAAAUUUUCUGGGUUAUCGGCCACUGGGAUUUUGGAUCGCUUGGCCAUCGCGGAUUACAUGGAUUAUGAUUACGAUUACGAUUAUGAUUACGAUUACGAUGACGUGCACGAAGAAUCCGGCGGUUUGGAUUAUCUCCCACCCGGUUUAUUUGUCGAUUUGGAUUUCGUCCCGUCGCCGUUGUCCGUCCAAAUUGAGGCGGACGAUUACGGUGACCUCGACGGCGGCGAUGACGUCGACGUCGACGUCGAUGACGAUGCGAUAAGCUUCUGUGAGGUGGGAUUCCUGUUGGAACAAGUAGAGGGAGAUGAAGGUUGGUGUCUAGUUGAAGAAAUGUAAUUAAUUAAUUAAUUAAGAUAUGAUUAAUCACAGAAUUAAAUUUAAUCCGUAUCUUUUAGUCAUAUAAUAAUUGUAUGUAUUACUCUUAUAUAUAUAUAUUUAAAGUUUUAUGUUAAUAAAUGUAAUGUAGGUGUAUUCGAAAAAAAAAUGUAAUGUAAGUGUUACGUGUAGGCGGGUGCACGCAAUUAAUUGUAAGUUUGUACAGUGUAUCUCAUUAUUCAAUAUUCAUAUUCAUACGUGCACAUUAUCACUUCCUUUAAA
Molecule: messenger RNA, 905 nt
Organism: Ipomoea nil (Japanese morning glory)
Lineage: Eukaryota; Viridiplantae; Streptophyta; Magnoliopsida; Solanales; Convolvulaceae
Exons: 2
Coding region: 51-644 (197 amino acids)
Source: RefSeq, a predicted model, not a curated record